GAAGCAGUUUGACAAAAUACACUGAGAAGUUAGAAGAGAUCAAAAGAAAUUACAGAUACAAAAAGGAUGAGCUCUUUAAAAGGCUGAAAGUGACCACUUUUGCCCAGCUGGUCAUCCAGGUUGCCUCUUUAUCUGAUGAAACCUUAGAAGUGACAAAUGAGGAGAUCCACAAGCUGGAAGAUGCUGAUUCUGCUGCUCCACAUGCAGAUGCUGAAGUCACAGAAGGGACAAACGGGAAGGGAAGCCCUGAUGGGACACCCAGUCCAAUCCUGUUCCUGAACAACACAGGGGCUGGGGAGUCCUAUCGCUCCACACUGCAGAGUGUGAUAAGUGGUGUUGGUGAACUGGAUAUAGAGAAGGACACUCCAAAGAAAGAAGACACUGAGGCUAAAGACACUCCUUAUCCCGACUGCCCCUUCCUGCUUUUGGACGUACGGGACCGCGACGCGUACGACCAGUGUCACAUUAUUGGAGCUUAUUCCUACCCUAUUGCAACGCUGUCUAGAACCAUGAAUCCAUACUCAAAUAGUAUUCUGGAAUAUAAAAAUGCCCAUGGAAAAAUUAUCAUUUUAUAUGACAAUGAUGAGAGACUGGCCAGCCAGGCUGCAACAACUAUGUGUGAGAGGGGCUUUGAGAAUGUCUUCAUGUUAUCUGGAGGUCUAAAGGUCCUUGCACAGAAGAUCCCAGAAGGACUCAUCACGGGCUCGCUCCCUGCAUGUUGCCACAUAGGAGCUCCCUCUGGAUCUGCCCGGAAAAAGCCCUCUCUGAAAGUGCCACUCACACGUGCUGAGAACAGAUGGAGGUUUUCUGAGGAUAAUCUACAGAAGAUUAGAUACUACCUUGAAGAGGAGCACGUUCCUCCAGACACUGCCAGCCGCUUUAGCCGUGGUUCUUCAGGACAUGAUUCCAAGGCAACAACCGUGAGGAGCAGCCCCAGUCUCCCCAGCACUGCUGGCAACGGGGGAGCCCUCUCUGCCCGCUCGCUCGGCAGGAGCAGCAUCCAGAGCAGGCCAUGGAAAUAA
Molecule: messenger RNA, 1022 nt
Organism: Nestor notabilis (Kea)
Lineage: Eukaryota; Metazoa; Chordata; Aves; Psittaciformes; Psittacidae
Gene: CEP41
Product: centrosomal protein 41kDa
Exons: 9
Biological process (GO): protein polyglutamylation; cilium assembly
Cellular component (GO): ciliary basal body
Source: RefSeq, a predicted model, not a curated record